AUGGAGAGGCUUCUGAAGAAACGCCAGAUCCGAAGCCAGCUUGUCCGGGAAUGCAUUGCCGAGUUCCUUGGGCUGUACAUCGCAGUUAUAUUCGGAUCUGGCUCGGCGGCCCAAGUCAUCACAUCGAAGGGGACCCACGGCAGCUACCUGACGAUCCAGCUCGGUUCUGCCCUGGGAGCGAUCUUUGGCAUAUUGGUCGCUCGAGGAGUUUCAGGUGCACAUCUCAAUCCUGUGUACUCGAUGACCCUGUGCAUCUUGGGCUGCCACCCAUGGAGGAAACUGCCUUGCUACGCCCUAUCACACCUACUAGGAGCUUUCCUUGGAGCAGCGACAGUUUACCUCCAGUACUACGAUGCCAUUCAGGUAUUCAGUGGAGGUCAACUGUCAGUGGCAGGCCCCAAUGCCACAGCCGGGAUAUUCUGCUCCUACCCAGCAGAGCACCUGAGCUUCUGGGGAGGUCUCGUGGAUCAGGUGGUAACCACGGCUGUUUUCCUGCUGUGCUGCGUGGCACUUGAGGAUCGGAGACAUGGACCCCUCGCUGAAGGACUCCAUCCUGUCCUGGUAGGAGGUCUCAUCCUCACUGUUGGACUCUCUAUGGGCUCCAACUGUGGAUUCCCCCUAAAUCCAGCUAGAGAUCUGGGGCCCCGGCUUUUUACAUUCAUCGCUGGCUGGGGCGUAGAAGUGUUCAAGGCUGGAGGUGGUUGGUGGUGGGUGCCCACAGUGGCCCCCUUUGUGGGCGGAGUGCUAGGAACCCUAACGUAUGAGCUGCUCAUCGAAGCCCAUCACCCAGACACUUCAAAUGAGGAGCAGAGUCCAUGUCAGCAGCUGGAAGCUGUGGAGCUGGAGGAGCUGGAUCUGGAAGAGGUGGUGGUGGACUCCGGAAACAACAGGGAAGUUGAGCUGGAGUCCACGGAGCAGAGUGGCGGCCCCCUGCACCAAUGGAGAAGCCGCAGCGCUGGUCAUGUCAUCGAUGGACCAUGGAUGAUGACCGGGACCAGGAGCAGCCCCUGUUUCCCCUCAUCUGUUUCACUGUUAGACCGCAGGACCUGUGCGUCUGGCCGGGCCUGCACCAGGAUUUACCUGGAUUUAUGA
Molecule: messenger RNA, 1092 nt
Organism: Sphaeramia orbicularis (orbiculate cardinalfish)
Lineage: Eukaryota; Metazoa; Chordata; Actinopteri; Kurtiformes; Apogonidae
Product: aquaporin-10-like
Exons: 7
Coding region: 1-1092 (363 amino acids)
Biological process (GO): water transport; glycerol transmembrane transport
Cellular component (GO): basolateral plasma membrane; plasma membrane
Molecular function (GO): water channel activity; urea transmembrane transporter activity; glycerol channel activity
Source: RefSeq, a predicted model, not a curated record